Molecule: messenger RNA, 1062 nt
Organism: Metarhizium brunneum ARSEF 3297
Lineage: Eukaryota; Fungi; Ascomycota; Sordariomycetes; Hypocreales; Clavicipitaceae
Gene: CCL1
Product: Cyclin CCL1
Biological process (GO): regulation of cyclin-dependent protein serine/threonine kinase activity; regulation of transcription by RNA polymerase II
Cellular component (GO): transcription factor TFIIK complex; nucleus
Molecular function (GO): cyclin-dependent protein serine/threonine kinase regulator activity
Source: RefSeq, a predicted model, not a curated record
AUGGCUACAGAAGACGAACGGUACCGGCAAUCAAGCCAGUUUCGACUAUGGUCGUUCUCACCAGCUACCUUGCUGGAGCUACGGGAGAAGACGAAUUCAUUAGCGAAACAGCAAAUCACUCCUCGCAUAGAUCCUGUUCCCGAGUUCCUUACCUCUGAUGAAGAAGCCCAACUGGUCAAAUUUUUUACUAUUGAACUUAUUCGAGCGGCGCAAUUCUGCGAACUGCCCACCGAGAUUCGAUCGACCGCAGCCAUGUUUCUGCGACGAUUUUACAUUACAAACUCUGUCAUGACCUACCCACCGACCGAACUAUUGAAAACUUCUUUAUUCUUCGGUUGUAAAGCAGAGGGCUUCUAUAUUCGGCUAGCAAAAUUGGCUGAAAAGUUUCCUAACACGACAAGCGAUCAGAUCCUAGCUGGGGAAUAUUUACUAUGUCAAGGAAUCCGGUUCGCGUUCGAUGUGCGGCACCCUUUUCGAGCCCUUGAAGGCGCUAUAUUACAACUUAGAAUACGUCUACCGGAAGAGGAAACGAGAAUAAAUAACGCGCACGCGCGGGCUAGGGAGACCCUCAAGUUCAGCGCGCUCGUUACGGAUGUGUAUUUCCACUUCACGCCUAGCCAAAUCAUGCUGGCUUCGCUGCUCAUGGUGGAUCCAGGGCUUGUCGAUAUUCUGUGCCCCAGACCAGCAGAGGGCGGCGACUCGGACGGGGACAAGGCCGGCGGCAUGCGCACUGAUGUCUAUGACAAGAUCAUGACUACCAUUGAGAGCUGCCGAGCCAUGCUCGAGGACGAGCCUCCAGAGAGAAUGACGGAAUACUGGGGCACUCCGGAGAUUGUCAAGUCGAUGAAACCACUGCGAAAGAAGCUGCAACGAUGUCGAGAUCCAGACAGAGCUGACCUUGUAGCCUUGCAACGGGCGCGACGAGAACAAGCUGUGGCGAAGCCGAAGAAACCGAAUACUACGAAUGAUGGCGCCGUUUUCGGCGAUGCCGAGUCUAGAGAUCCAAAGCGCCGGAAAGUUGAUAAUGCAGAUGACAUGUUUGGCCCUGCGUUGGGGCAAUAA